ACAGAUCCCUGAGAUCAUUGUUUGUAAAAGGAUACUUUUAUGACACACAGAUAAUAGCAAGUUUAUUGGUAACAGACGGAAUUGAUAAUCCAGGAAUUGCUKCUCUAAAUGGAGCAUCUGCAGCACUUGCAAUAUCAAGUAUUCCUUGGAAUGGACCAAUAGGUGCAGUAAGAAUAGGUGAUGUCGAUGGGCAGUUUAUUGUCAAUCCAUCRUCAAAUSAGAUGAAACAAAGCCAGCUUGAUCUAGUUGUGGCYAGUAGUGAAAAUAAAAUAGUAAUGUUGGAAGGUUCAGCAAUGGAGAUUAGUAAYGAAAAAUUUUUUGAAGCUGUUAGACUGGGGUUUCAGGAGGCUCAACCAAUUAUCAAUGCMAUUAAAGAGCUACAGUCMAGUGUUGGCAAGGAAAAAAGGGAAUACACACCAAUGGUCCCAAGUGAAGAAAUAAGCAAUGCUGUUCACAAUUUUGCAUCUGAUAAACUUCGUGAAAUAUUUUCAAAUUUUACUUAUAAAAAG
Messenger RNA from Exaiptasia diaphana, 509 nucleotides. Its product is annotated as polyribonucleotide nucleotidyltransferase 1, mitochondrial. Gene Ontology annotation, cellular component: cytosol; mitochondrion. Gene Ontology annotation, biological process: mitochondrial mRNA catabolic process; mitochondrial RNA 3'-end processing. The record is from RefSeq and is a predicted model, not a curated record. The transcript has 7 exons. Gene Ontology annotation, molecular function: polyribonucleotide nucleotidyltransferase activity; RNA binding; 3'-5'-RNA exonuclease activity. NCBI's taxonomy places the organism in Eukaryota, Metazoa, Cnidaria, Anthozoa, Actiniaria, Aiptasiidae. The annotation marks the transcript as partial.